This is a messenger RNA of Hyla sarda, 1492 nucleotides long. Its product is annotated as zona pellucida-like domain-containing protein 1. Gene Ontology annotation, cellular component: cell surface. The transcript is spliced from 12 exons. NCBI's taxonomy places the organism in Eukaryota, Metazoa, Chordata, Amphibia, Anura, Hylidae. The coding region runs from base 44 to 1201 and encodes 385 amino acids. The record is from RefSeq and is a predicted model, not a curated record.
ACACACAGACCUGGCGGUAAGAUCUGGUGCACAGACUCAACCCAUGGCUGUUUCACAGAUUUUGAAGGGAAACCUUGGCAUUAUCCUACUCAUAUUCAUGUGUUUGCAGCCCAGUACUUGCCAGUCAUGCUCCUCAGCAUUUAAUCGACUACCCGAAAACAGUGAUAUGAUCGUUACAUGUGGACCAUCAAAUAUUCAGCUGUCCAUCAAUGUCUGCCCGGUAUAUUUUGCCAACUUCCUUCCAAAUUUGCUUGCGCUGAAUGGAAAACACAAUCUGACUGAAUGUAUGGGGGUCAUGGAUAACUCAACAGAACCUCCAGUGUUGAAAUUCACCCAGCAGCUUGAUGAUUCCAAUAGCAAUACUUGUGGAAAUAUCAUUGAGAUUAUAAAUGAUGUUGGUACAGGUUAUUUCAGUCAAUAUUCAAAUGUCCAAACAGUGAGCAUCUCUGGAUUUGUGGACUCCUUGCCAUUGACAGAAAUGGGACUGGUGUCUUACAGCACAAACUUAUACUAUAACUUUUCAUGCCAUUACCCACUGCAGUACCUUAUGAACAACACUGAGUUGCUUACUUCUUUUGGAGCAGUGGCAGUUAACAACAAUAAUGGUAGCUUUCUCGGUACCCUGCGUAUGCAGAUUUUCACGGAUGAAAACUUCACCACAGAAACAACUACAAAUGGCACCACCUUUCAACUGAAGAAGAAAAUAUAUGUGCAAGUAUCCAGUAAUAACACAGCUAUGAGCUAUGUUGUUCACCUGGAUCAAUGCUAUGCUACACCCAACCCGGUUGUUACAAAUGUGGUCAAUGAAAGCUACCCCCUUAUCUCAGGCUGUGUUGUACAAAACAGGACUACCAUUAUUUCAAACGGUCAAGGCUCAAAUGCCAGAUUUAGUUUCGAAGCAUUCCGCUUUCUGCAGUACAAUGGUCAGCAAACAUCGUCAAUAUAUCUGCACUGCUUCACCCGUCUCUGUCUAUAUGACCAAUGUCCUAAAUGCACAGGCUCCAGAAAGAGGAGGGAGGCUAAAGCUAAUACAGAGCCAGUGGUCGUUUCAUUGGGACCCAUCUACAUGCGAGAGGCAGAGAAUCAAGGGUCCAGUGUUUCUAGUGGUGAGGCAGAGAAUCAAGGGUCCAGUGUUUCUAGUGGUGGAACAAGUGUUACUGUUGGUCUCAUUAUUGCCAUCUUCCUCGGAAUGUGGUUCUAAACUGUCUUCGGUGUCUCAGAAAAUAGAAAAAUAUGAGUGCACAAACAAUAAAAUCAUCAUAUAUACAUUUUAAUGAUUGCAUACAAUGGUUGAAGUCAAUAUAGAAUGCUGAUUGUAAGCAAAGCUUAUAUAUUUUGUGAACACUGUGUAAAUUGUAUAUAUGAUUCCUCAUGUAAUAAAGCCUAAAUAUUGCUAAAAAUAAAAAAAUAACUGUUUGCUUCAUGCUUUCUUCUGCCAAUGUUUAAAAUACUGAGUUGACUGAUGCACAGUAUGAUUGAUCAAUAUAGUAAA